This is a messenger RNA of Aspergillus niger, 2484 nucleotides long. RefSeq lists its product as uncharacterized. Bases 1 to 2484 code for a protein of 827 amino acids. The record is from RefSeq and is a predicted model, not a curated record. Lineage: Eukaryota; Fungi; Ascomycota; Eurotiomycetes; Eurotiales; Aspergillaceae. The transcript has a single exon.
AUGCUCACCCAUACGCUGCACCUGCCGCCUGCUCUCUCGGAGAUUUAUGGUGGUCCACGACCCGAAUGGUUAAAGGAGAUCCUGGAUGCUCUACCGUGCCUCCAGUCGUUGAUGGUCUCGAAGCUCCCCUUUUUUGACCACAAUGCUAUGACUGCCUUGAGCAGAUCUAGCCCAUUUGGAGAAAAUGACACAGCUUCCCAGACUUACAAUGUCCGUCUGCUAUUGGCGGAUAGUGAGCCAAAUGCGACAUCGCACGGUAUUGCGGAGACCUUACUACGCUUCCCUGAAUUGAUCUAUCUCGAUUUAUCCUAUACCACCCCUGCGCGGGACCGCAUGGUUCUGUCGUCGCUAUCGCAGUUGGAAAAUCUCCAGGUGCUCAAGCUUCGAGGGAUCGGUUUGAAGGACAAUGAUGCAGAAUUUUUGGCCAAUGCCAUCGGACGCAGAGUUCGAUUCCUGGAUCUGCGCAACAAUCUACUUACUGAUAUGUCCAUACGGUCUUUAUUGCAAGCAUGUUUCCUACCCCCUGGCGCUGAGGAUAGAUUACAACGAGCGACAUUAGCGUCACUAGGAUCCCUUGCACACUCUCCGCAAUCGAGACCACUGCUGGCUGACAGAAGACUUCUCAGGACCCCGCUUCUAGAUGAACAAAUCCUGAAAGCUUUGACACAAUCGUUGACUGGCCGCUCCUGGGUUGAGGACUUAUCCCAUGCAGGUAUAACGCACCUCUAUAUCGCCGAGAAUCCCAUUUCUGUAGAAGGGGCCGCAAGUCUUUUGUUCUCCUCUCGCCUGCACGCGCUAGAUGUGGGAACCGUUGAUACUAUAGAGUCUAUCGGACGAAGCCAGAACUCCCUGGCUUCGCCCCAAGAGGACACCCACAAGCUUCCUGGUGCCGAAAAACUAAUUCCAAUUCUGGGUUCUGUUGCCAAGGGAAAUCUUACCUAUCUUCGAGCUCACCAUGCCGUCUGUACAGUUGAUGCACCGUCAAGGGAGACCUCAACGGCGGACAUGUUGCUGCCAGAGCUCCCAGCUGAAACUGAGAGUGAAGUGCGUCUAGUGGCAGAGUUAGGUACGAACCAUGAGAUUUAUGAACUACCCUCAAAUGAAGCACCUGUUUUCGAGCUUCCUGGCUCACCAGUCCCACAAUCUCCGGACUGGCCUACGCAGCCCGCCGAGAGGGGUCGAAAGCCAAUUGUUUAUGAAGACGAGCCACUACCUGACCUGCGACGAGGCUCUGUUUUCGCUCCUGAGGUGAUCGGGGCAGACCAAGUCAGUGAUGAAGAGCCUUCGAGCAGUACCUCUGCCGCGAGGCCUUCAACUCGCCUGCCCCAUGACAUCUCCUUCUCUAGCAUUUCCAGUAUCUCGGUGGGUGCAGCGGGGUCUAUCCCGCAAUGUUCUUCGCCUCUUUCAGUCGAAGAUCCUCGGGCCCAGAAAAUUCAGGAAUUGCUUGCUAAGAGGCCAAAAAGUCUUCCUCGUCGUGAUAACAAAAGAUGCUAUUUCCCGUACUUGCAUCCUUCCCAUGUCCCUCACCUUGAAACAUUGGUUUUGACCGACGUUCCAUCUCACGUACAGGCGAACUCGCCAAUCUUGGAAUCGCUGAUUCGAUUCAUAACUGCAUGCUCAAAUGAAGCGUUGCUUGCAACGCUCCAAGCGGGAUCGGAUUAUUCACUCGCACCUGGAAGAGCUCGGGCCAGAUCUGAACAAGAACGUGCCAGGUCUUUAUUUGGUCUACGUCGCUUGGUGCUUGAGAUCACGCCCUCUGUUGAAUCCAACAGAUUAUCUAGAUGGACGCCAGCCAGUCACCGAAUAGGAGCUUCUAAAUCAAGUACCGGUGAUCGCGAUUCGGAGAAGCUAUGGUCAGCAGCAGAAGGCGACUUUAGUUUCUUUGGAGGAGAGGAAUGCGGAGUGCCCGAUGUUUAUUCAGGGAAAUAUUUCCCUAUGGCAGCCUUGAACGAGAAGGUGACGUUGAUCCCAGAAGAUGACGAUGUCAACCCUUUACAGUCAGACAUGGCUUCUUCACCAAACAUGCUUCAUCCGGAUCCUUUGCGCUCGCGGUCAAACUCAGUCGAUCCCGCGACUACGCCUCUGAACAUGCGCUCGCACAGCCCACUCCAGGGUGAGGGUAGAGACAUGGGGCCGCACAAUGAAGUACCAGACGUUGACCUGGUCGCCGAAUUGGCAGCAUUCCGACGUAGUAAAAAGGCAGAAUACGAGGAUAUGCUGAGAAGAGACCGGAGAAGGCGUGGUACUACCAGCACCCUGUCAUCUCGCUUCUCUCCUUCCGUCUCCUCAUUCCAAACGAUUUCUCCGUCAUCGAGUAUAAAUACGUUGGCGGCGGCAUCAGCGCCUCAUUCACCCAUUGCUCACUAUCUUGAAGGGCACUGGAAGGGGGAAGUGAAGAUUGUCCGAAACCCAGCGCCAAAGGGCCGAAGCGGGGUAGUGGAUAUGUAUGGGAAUUAUUUUGAGAAGGGCUAUCUGUACCCUUGA